CUUCUUACCAAAAUAUAAUCCAAACUUCCUGAAUAAUACAACUUUAGUCAAAACGAUAUUAUCUAUGUAAAUGAUGAGCGCGGAUUACGAAGACGGAGCAUCAAAGGAACAAUUACAUAUAAGUUUAAGCGUAAGGAAGAAAGUGAGUAUUGUAUGGCGCUACUUUGAAAAGUUGGACAGGCUUCGGGUGCGCUGUAGGCUUUGUGGGCACAAGCAAAAUUAUCAAGGAACAACAGGAAAUAUUUUACGUCACUUAAAAAAUAAACAUAAUAUUGAUGCUACUCUGAAAGGUCAAAAAACCAAUACUGAAUUAGUUACCAGUGGCAAUCAAGUCGAAAGCAAUUCAUACGAUAAAAAUAUACAGGAGGAAAGUUGCGAGAUUGUUUUUCUAAAAAACGAAAGUACAGAGUCUAUCCAUCGUCAUCUAAGUGAUAAAUCUGCAGCCAGAACUUCUGUUGAGGGUUUGGAUCCAUACUCGGACAGCACUUUUCAACUUUACGACUAUACAGACGAAUCACCAAACAAAAACAUUGUACUUAAUCCCGCAGAAACAGAGAAAUAUUCAGUCGAAGAGGAGCGACUAUUAGCAGAAAUAGAAUAUUUUCGUGAAAAAGCUGGGUACUAUAAGAUGCAGAAAAAUCUGGUGGCAUUACAAGCAAAAAAGAUCAAAUAUGAACUUGGACAUUUAUAACAAUUUUUUGGAAUAUUGUUAAUUUAGUAGAAACUGUGUCUGUUAUUACUAAUCCCGAUUUAUAGCUUUCUCCUUACUAAAAUUCGCUAGUAAAAAGUAGGUGUUACACGUGCCAAGUAUAAGUUCAUCCCCUGUUAAAUUCAAGAAUUUCCAAUAGUGAUUCCAUGUAAAGUUACUUUCUAAAGCGAGUUUUAUUUUCGAAAAUCAAAGUUUUCGAUACUAUUUAUCAGUUUACACCAGAGACAUAAAUAUUAUAAGAGAAAAGAAUAAAAGCCAAUCAAAGACUUAUUUUAAAACUCAUUUUAUAAGUCAUUUCAUAAUAAUUAUGAGGGCGAAAAAAUUUUUUAAGUCUUAAAAGACGGGACUUGUUCAGGAGGAUUUGAGGAUUAGUUGGGGCCGGUUCGCAUUAGUUGGGGAGCAGUUUGGGACCAGUUGGGGC
Messenger RNA from Rhagoletis zephyria (snowberry fruit fly), 1130 nucleotides. RefSeq lists its product as uncharacterized. Gene Ontology annotation, molecular function: DNA binding. The record is from RefSeq and is a predicted model, not a curated record. Lineage: Eukaryota; Metazoa; Arthropoda; Insecta; Diptera; Tephritidae.